This is a messenger RNA of Solea solea (common sole), 558 nucleotides long. RefSeq names its product interferon a3-like. The transcript is spliced from 5 exons. The coding region runs from base 1 to 558 and encodes 185 amino acids. The record is from RefSeq and is a predicted model, not a curated record. Gene Ontology annotation, biological process: response to exogenous dsRNA; defense response. Lineage: Eukaryota; Metazoa; Chordata; Actinopteri; Pleuronectiformes; Soleidae. Gene Ontology annotation, cellular component: extracellular region. Gene Ontology annotation, molecular function: cytokine receptor binding.
AUGCUCAACGGGAUCCUCUUCGUUUGCCUGUUCCUGGGUCUGUACAGUGGCGGCUCUGCUCUGCGCUGCAGAUGGAUGGAUCAAAAAUUCAAGCAAUACAGUGAAAACUACUUGGAGCUUCUCCAAAUGAUGGUUAAUAACACCAACACUAACAGCACUGAGGAUGCUGAGAUGGAGGAAACUGUGGCCUUCCCUUAUGAUCUGUACAGCCAGGCAUCCAAAGCUACGGCUGAGGUCAAACUUGGUUUCACAGUGCAGGUUCUGGAGGAGAUAGUUGACCUGUUAGAGCAGGAUCACAGCUCUGCAUCAUGGGACGAGAGAAAUGUGGACGACUUUCUUAAUAUUGUGACCCAGCAGGCUGACGGCCUUCGCUCCUGUAUUGCGAGUCACGGCCACAAGAAGAACAAGAAGAUGCACAUGUAUUUCAAGAGACUCUCACGCCAUGUUCUUGAGCAAAAUGGCCACAGCGCUGAAGCCUGGGAGUUGGUCAGGAAGGAAAUUCAGAGUCAUCUCAUGAGAGCCGACCUUCUGGUUUCAUCUCUGCUCUCCACCAACUAA